Molecule: messenger RNA, 792 nt
Organism: Temnothorax curvispinosus
Lineage: Eukaryota; Metazoa; Arthropoda; Insecta; Hymenoptera; Formicidae
Exons: 3
Coding region: 375-758 (127 amino acids)
Source: RefSeq, a predicted model, not a curated record
ACACGACUGAAUCACCUGAAGAUACUGACCAAUCCGAUAUAGACAGCGAAAAUGAUGUCCGACCUGUUGUUGACAAAAUCAUUAAACCCCAACCGCAAACUGCCGCAGAAAAUAACAAAAAGUUAAAGGAAAUAACUGGGGAAGAUAACGAUGGAGAAGUUAUAAUCAAUAACAUUCUUCAAAAAAUUUUAAGUCAAAAUAAUGAUGAACUGUUAGAUGCUCAUAAACAAUCUAUUGAAAAAGUUGAAGAAUUUGAUGACAAAAAAAAGAAAGAUACCAAGACAGAAAAAGAAGAUGGAGGCACGAGCGGACUAAAUGAUGACGAAUUUUAUGAUAAAGAUAUUCAGUUAUUAGGUCUUGAUUACUGUAAGAAGAUGGUAAAUAUUGGAGGAGAAAUCUAUUGCGUAGAGACUCAAUUAAAUAUGGCUCAUAGCUGCGGUGAAGGUACGGUCAUGAUACGCAUUCUAAUGGAUGGAAUAUUAAAAAAAAAUGAGCUACUUCAUUGCACAUACAGUGGUCAUCAGCCCCCUCGAAACUUAGGAAAGAGCAAUGAACCUAAAGUUUAUCGAGCUUUACACAGUAAGGCUAAAGUCGUCAUAAUUAAAUACACUCUAGAGUACGCUAAAAGUCAAGGUUGGAAGAAGAAAACCAAACACGAUAGUGCUCCAUACAAAUGGAUUGACUUACAACAGACAAUGACUCAGAAAAUUGGAGAGAUAAAAAGAGCUUACCAAAAAAACUUAGACAUGAAAAAAUAAGCAAUUAUAUUUAAAGUAAUUCACAACUUUAAUU